UUCAGUCCGUCAAGGCACAUUAGUCACACUCUAAAAAAUAAGUUUCUAGAGUCCAGUCCACCAUGGAUGUACGGGCAGGAAUUUUUCUCUACUGGCUUCACUUUAUUUGCGCAGGCGUGUUUGCUGAUGUUUGGAAGGUACAUGUAGAGCCUGAAAUGAAGGCUCUGGUCUCAUCUUGUGUCGUGUUGCCCUGUUCAUUCAAAUACCCUGCUCAAGAACAGCCCUCUGAACGUAUAAGAGCUAUAUGGCACAUGAAGGACAACUGGGAUGAUAUUAUUUUUCACAAAGACCCUACAAGGGUUAAAGACAGUUUCAAGGGUCGUACAAAACUGAUUGGUUCACUGGGUGGUUCCAACUGCUCCUUGGAGAUUGAUAAGGUCAAAAACCAUGACAACGGCCCGUAUUGUUUCAGGGUGGAAUUAGAAACAUCUAAAAAAGACAAGUACUCCUUUGUGGAAAACUGUGUUUCUAUUAAAAUGAUUGAGCAAGCAUCAAAACCAGAGCUGCAGGCUGAGCAGUCUGUGCCGGAGGGUGAACCUGCAGUCUUCAAGUGCUCUGUCCGGCACACCUGUCCGUCCUACCAGCCCACUCUCACCUGGAGCCACACUGGAAAAGUCGUCAUGAGCUACAAGGACAUCAGUCAUGGAAACUGGGAAGCAGAGUCUGUCCUGACCUUCAUCCCUCAAAAAGAGGAUGAUCACACCUCUAUCACAUGCACAGUCAAGCACCACGGGAAUGUCGAGGAUCUCCAAUCCAGAAAUGACAAUGGAGUGUGGAGUCGACUAUCAAGACUGUCUCGCAGGUUUCGUUCAGAUGACGGCAGCAGUGGUCCUGGUGGCAGAGAGCAGAGGAGGUCUAUUUGGAGUAGAUUUUCAAGGAGAGGUCAAGGGCAUCAAAUUGACAGGGAUUCUGACAACAAGGCAAACAACGUAUGUACAGUGUCAGGAAACAAGCCUUUCUCCAAAGCUCGAAUGCCAUCACCAAAGAGUGGGGCCAAAUCACAUUCUGGUCACAGUUACGAUGAUGAUUACACCAACACAGUAGACCUCAACUUAUAUGGAAAUAUCUGAUGAAAAUGCCUCAUUUU
This is a messenger RNA of Sinocyclocheilus rhinocerous, 1087 nucleotides long. RefSeq names its product sialic acid-binding Ig-like lectin 14. The transcript has 12 exons. NCBI's taxonomy places the organism in Eukaryota, Metazoa, Chordata, Actinopteri, Cypriniformes, Cyprinidae. Bases 63 to 1070 code for a protein of 335 amino acids. The record is from RefSeq and is a predicted model, not a curated record.